AUGAAUGAUCCAGAGAAAGCAGCACAGACGAUCGCACGUCUCAUCGAGCAACUUCAUGGCAAGAAAUCAUCAUCGCAAGAGAAAGAACUCAGCACCGCUCGGCUUCUAGGCCUAGCCAAAGCUAAAAAAGUGUGUAGAAAGAUCAUUGGACGCAACGUAAACGCCAUGCCUUCCUUCAUAUCACUUCUCAGGAACGGAACCCUUCCAGCAAAACUCAAUUCCGCUUCAAUCCUAACCGUUCUUUGCAAAGACGAAAACAUUCGUUCUAAAAUACUUAUAGGCGGGUGCAUCCCUCCGCUGCUUUCACUAUUGAAAUCUGACUCUGUCGAUGCAAGAAAAGCUGCAGCUGAAGCUAUAUACGAAGUCUCCUUGUGUGGAAUGGAUGAUGAUAAUGUUGGUACUAAGAUAUUUAUCACGGAAGGCGUGGUACCGAGUUUAUGGGAUCAGUUAAAGAUGAAGAAGAAGCAAGACAAGACAGUUGAAGGGUAUUUGGUUGGAGCUUUGAGAAAUCUUUGUGGCGAUAGAGAUGGAUUUUUGACAGUAACGAUUGAAGAUGGUGGGAUUGAUAUCAUCUUAAAGCUUCUACAGUCUAGCAACCCGGUAUCUCAAUCAAAUGCAGCUUCUCUCUUAGCUCGUCUCAUUAGGAUUGUCACUUGCAGCAUCUCAAAGAUUGUAGAGUCAGGUGCUGUGCAAGUUCUUGUUCAGCUUCUAAGUGAAGAGAACGAUGUUUUCGUGCGAGCAAGUGUAGUCAAUGCUAUAGAAGCCAUCACAUCAAAGUCGGAAGAAGCUAAGAACGUGGUUAAAGAUUGGAACGGGGUACACCUUUUGAUCAGCGCAGUGGUUGCUUCGUCUAAAGAGUCAGUCAAUGAAGAAACCGAACGCGUUUUACAGAGUUAUGGCACACAAGCUUUAGCUAACUUAUGUGGAGGAAUCUCUGCUUUGAUAGUGUUUCUUGGAGGCUUAUCUUUAUCUCCACGCCUCACCGAGCCCGUCGCUGAUAUUCUUGGAGCUCUUGCUUAUGCUCUGAGGAAGUUUCAGCUAACUUGUGAUAAUGAUAGAGAAACGUUUGAUCCAAAACUAACAGAAGCAGUACUUGUGAAACUACUUAAGCCUCGAGAUACUCAAUUGGUCCAAGAACGUAUCUUGGAGGCUAUGGCAAGUCUAUAUGGAAACGUCGCUGUAUCAGAAUCACUCAACAAUGUGGAAGCUAAGAGGGUUUUAGUCGGGCUAACGAUCUUGGCCACAGCCAGUCCACGUGAGAAGAUGAUAAUCUGUUUGUCGAAUUUAUGCAAAUAUGAGAAUGUUUGGGAAGCUAUUGGGAAGAGAGAAGGGAUACAGAUUCUCAUACCGUUUCUUGGUUUGUCCAGCGAACAACAUCAAGAACUGUCCGUCGAGUUCUUAGCGAUCUUGACUGAUAAAGUCGAAGAAAGCAGAUGGGCUGUAACUUCUGCAGGCGGGAUUCCUCCGUUAUUACAGAUACUAGAGACCGGCGUGUCUCACAAGGCGAAGGAGGAUGCGGUUCGUGUCCUCUGGAAUCUAUGUAAUCACAGCGAAGAAAUCCGCGUCUGCGUUGAGAAAGCAGGAGCUAUUCCUAAACUCUUGGGGCUACUAAAGAACGGUGGACCAAAAUCUCAAGAGAUCUCAGCGAACACGCUUGUGAAGCUGAUUAAAACAUCUGAUCCAAGUGUUAUAGAGCAAGUACAUGCUCUGUUUCUCGGAGAUGCUCCUAAAUCAAAGACUCAUUUGAUAAGAGUUUUAGGCCACGUUCUUGCAUCGGCUUCGUUGGAAGAGUUUGUAACCAAAGGCUCUGCAGCGAAUAAUGGACUAAGGUCACUUGUUCAAAGACUUGCUUCGUCGAACGAGAAGAUGAAAGAUAACGCAGCUUCUGUCUUGGCUGAUCUAUUCACUUCAAGAAAAGACCUUUGUGGUGGUCUUGGAUUCGAUGAGGAUGAUAAUCCAUGCACAAAGCUUUUAAGUGGAAACACUCACGCUGUUGCGACGCAGUUAGCUCACGCCUUAGGCUCUCUAUCAAAUCCAACAAAGAAGAAGAAGAAGUUAUCAGGUCCAGAAGCCGAAGUGAUCAAGCCAUUGAUAAAGUCAGCGAAAACAAACCCGAUAGAGUCGUCAGAGGAUCCUAUAUCCACUCUUGCCAACCUUCUUUCAGACCCGAAUAUCGCAGCCGAAGCACUAGAUGAUGAUGUUGUUUCUGCUUUGACAAGAGUAUUAAGAGAAGGAACAAUACAAGGCAAGAGAAAUGCUUCACAAGCUCUUCAUCAGCUACUGAAGCAUUUCCAGGUUAAUGAUGUGUUCAAAGGAAACGAUCAAUGUCGAUUCGCUGUUCCUGAGCUCAUCGAUCUCUUAAACGCAACUGACCUGAACAACAACGCUUUUAUCGACGUUUUAGAAGUACUCUCUCUGCUUGCCAAAGCUAAAUAUGGUGCUAACUUGUCACAUAACCCUGUCUCUGCAUUCACUGAAGCUCCUUCGAGUUUAGACUCUCUUGUCCGUUGUUUAGCUGAAGGUGAUCCUAUGGUGCAAGAUAAAGCAAUUGAGAUUUUGUCUCGCUUCUGCAGAACACAGUUUGUCUUGUUAGGUGAAGUUCUGGUCACACGGUCAAAAUCAAUCUGUUCGUUGGCUAACAGAACAAUCAACUCAUCAAGCCCUGAAAUCAAAGUAGGAGGAGCUAUGUUGCUCGUGUGUGCAGCAAAGAAGGAUAAGAAAUUAUGCACAGAAGCAAUUGACCGAUCAGGAUAUACGAAAAGCUUAGUGACCACUCUUCUUGAUAUGUCAAAGCAGAGCUCUAAUUGUUUUUCCUAUAGAGUUGAGAUUCAAAGACCAAGAUCUUACAUCACAAGCAAUUUAUGCUUAAAGAUUGAUGAUUCUGAAACAGUUGAUCCUGUUUCUGUCCUGGGAAGCACUGUCUCCAUGUGGUUACUCUCCAUAUUUUGCUCGUCUCACUCCAAGAACAGACAUGCUAUAAUAGAAGCAAAUGGACUUGAAAUUAUUGCAGAGAAACUUCAAAGAUAUAAGUCCAACAUACAGGAUAGUACGUCGGAUUCAGAGGAGAAAUGGAUUGCUAUAUCACUCCUAGCUGUUUUGUCACAAGAACUAAACGUUGUCUCAUCUCCAGUAACAGCAAAUCUUGUGCCAACCCUUCCACUUUUCAUGCAAUCUGAUCAGACAAUUGAUGGAUAUUUUACUGCACAAGUGUUGGCAGCGUUAGCUCGUCACAAGAACGAUAAAAUCAUUGCGGAAAUCAUGAAUUCAGAUAUCGUAGAAGCUUCGAUAAACUCGGUUGGAAAUGCAGAAUCAGACAGAGGAAGCUUUGGUGCAUUAGCUGAAGAGCUAUCUCUGUUACAAAACCCUUGUGAGGCAACUUUAGAGGCACUCUUUGACGAUGAAAGAGUAAGACACAGUUCACUUACCGAGAAAUGUAUUCCUUUGCUUGUGAAUCUCUUCAAGCCAAAUGCAAGUAAACAAGGAGCCUUUCCGGUAGCUGUUCGGCUUCUGAGUCGUAUCGCAGAGUGUGGUGAUGAUUCAAAUAAACUACUUAUCGCCGAAGCUGGAGCUCUGGAUGCUCUAGCGAAGCACCUCUCUUCAAGCCCUCAAGAUUCGACUGAGUUCACCGUCUCUGAGUUGUUAGGAUCACUCUUCCGCUGCCUAGAAGUCACACAACAUAGAACAGCUAUAAGCUCCAUGAAACAGCUCAUAGGAGUUCUUCACCUUGCAAGUAGAAGUACCCGCUACAGCGCUGCGAGAUCGCUCCGCGAACUUUUUAGCUUUGAGCACAUCAGAGACUCUGAAUCAGCAUGGAAAGCGCUUUCUCCACUUUUUGAAAUGUUGAACACUACGUUGGACAGUGAAAGAGAAGCUGCUUUAACAGCUUUAGUGAAGCUAACUAUGGGGAAAAGCUCGAGGCCAAAUACUCUUAACCGUCUUGAAGGAAACCCAUUGGAGACUAUCUACAAAAUCUUAUCUUCAGAUAGUUCAUCGCUUGAAUCAAAGACAAGUGCUGCGAGGAUAUGCGCGUUUAUAUUCACCAACGAAAGUUUAAGAGAAAGCUCGUCUGCUGCAGAUUGCAUAAUACCUCUGUUAUCACUUAUCCGGUCAGGAACAAGCACUGUUGUGGAAGCUGGGAUGGUUGCACUUGACAAACUCUUGGACAGCAAAAAAUACUCAGAAGUUGCAGAGGGACAUGACUGUGUGAAUCUGUUCUUCGGCUUUGUCACUUCCGGAAACUAUAUGAUCAGCGAGGCUGCGAUUUCUUGCCUUGUGAAAAUGGCUAAAGACAAGACCCCGCGUAAAAUCGACUUUAUUAAAAUGGGGAUAAUCGAGCAAUGCCUUGGUCAACUUACCACAUACCCUCCAAGUUCUCUGUGUUCAGUAAUCGCAGAGCUUUUCAGAGUCUUGACCAACGUCGGCUCUGUAGCUAGAAGCCAAGAGGCGAUAAAAAUGGUACAGCCUCUCCUCUUGAUUCUGCUGAGACAAGACUUGGAUUUUCAAGGCCAGCUCGGCGGUUUACAAGCCAUAGCAAACAUCUUGGAGAAGCCAACGGUUCUUGAAUCACUAAAAAUCGCAACUUCAGCAAUCAUUACGCCUUUGAUACCGUUACUCGAAUCCGAAUCUAUAGCCGUCCAACACGCAACCGCAGAGCUACUCACUUCUCUAUUCCAAACGCAACGUUUCCAAGAAGAGAUCAUGACCAAAGAUCUCAUCCCUCCUCUUGUGAAACUCGCUGGGAUAAAAGUAAGAAACUUGCAAAAGAUAGCGUUGACUGGUUUAGAGAAAUCCUCGGUUACAUGGCCGAGAGAGGUAGCAGAUGCAGAAGGAAUCCAAGAGCUCUCUAAAGUUAUCAUCGACGAGGAUCCUCAUCUUCUUGUAUCUCUAUGGGAAUCAGCAUCUUUCAUACUCUGCAACAUUCUCAGAUUCAAUCAAGAACAUUACUACUUUAUCGUAACCGUACCGGUUCUUGCGAAAAUGCUAUUCUCAACAGCCGAAAGCACGGUGAUCUUAGCCAUCGACGCGUUGAUCAUCCGCGAGAAGCGAGAUUCGUCAAGCGUUCUAGAAAUGGCUGAUUCCGGCGCGCUCGAUGCGCUCCUCGAUCUGCUAAGAUCUCACCACUGCGAAGAACUUUCUUCAAGGCUACUCGAAAUCAUAAUCCGCAAUCCAAAGGUUAGAGAGACGAAAACCUGCAAAUUUGUCAUCACUCCGUUAUCAGAGUACUUACUAGACUCGGAGACGAGAUCGGAUUCUGCGAAGCUUCUCGUGGCGAUGGCUCUCGGCGCCAUUUCUCAGCACGAAGGACUCUCUAAAGCAACUGAUUCGGCGUUGGCGUGUCGUGCGCUGAUCAGCUUGAUCGGGGAAGGAGUGAGCGAUGAGAUGCAGAUGGUUGUGAUCUGCGCUUUGGGAAACUUUGCGAUGCAUAGUAGAACAAGCAGAAAAGCUAUGGCGGAAGCUGGUGGUGUGCGUUUGGUUCAGGAGAUGCUUAAAACUUGCAAUCCUGAAGUCUCUACUCUAGCAGCUCUAAUGAUCAAGUCUCUCUUCUCUAAUCAUACACUUCAAGAGUAUGUCUCUUGUGAAAUCAUCAAAUCUCUAACAGGUGCGAUGGAGAGAGAGUUUUGGUCGACGGCGAUGAUAAACGUGGAAAUAGUGAGAACGCUAAACGCGAUUCUCACGACGUUUCCUAAACUCCGAGGAUCGGAGGCGGCAACCGAAUGUAUCCCUCACCUAAUCGGAGCUUUGAAAUCAGGCGAGAAAGAAGCGAGAGAUUCGGCGUUGGAUACGAUUUACACGCUAAGACAGUCGUGGAUAACAAUGCCGACGGAGACGGCGAGGUCUCAGGCGGUUUUGGCGGCAGAGGCGAUUCCGGUGCUUCAGUUGAUGAUGAAAUCGAAUUCUCCUCCGGAGGGAAGCUUCCACGAGAGAGGAAACAGCCUCUUGAAUUGCUUGCCGGGAAGUUUGACGGUGGCGAUCAAACGCGGUGAUAAUCUGAAACGCUCAAUGGGUAACACAAACGCGUUUUGUAGCUUAAUCAUCGAUAAUUGCCCCACCAAGAAAACCAAGGUUGUGAAACGCACGAGCUCACCGGUUUGGAAAGAAUCAUUCACAUGGGACUUUCAACUUCCUCCAAGAGGACAGUUUCUUGAAAUCGUUUGCAAAUCAAACAACAUUUUCCGAAACAAAAAUCUUGGAAAAGUGAGGAUCCCAAUUGACAAAGUGUUAACAGAAGGGAGUUAUAGUGGAAGUUUCAAACUAAGUGACGAAAACAAGAGAGAUGAGUCUGAUAGAAGUCUAGAAGUCGAGAUUGUAUGGUCAAAUCAAACAUUUUGA
Molecule: messenger RNA, 6330 nt
Organism: Microthlaspi erraticum
Lineage: Eukaryota; Viridiplantae; Streptophyta; Magnoliopsida; Brassicales; Brassicaceae
Source: the annotation of a GenBank genome assembly